AUGUCUACCUCCUCAACCGCUCCCGAAGAGAUCAAAGAUGAGGUCAAGAAGGUCCUCGAUGCCAAGCCCGUGAACCAGACCAUUCAGCAGAUCCGCUCUCUCGCCGCCGGCGCUGCGGGAGGCCUCUGCGCGGUCGUGGUGGGACACCCAUUUGAUCUGGUCAAGGUCCGUCUGCAGACCGCCGAGAAGGGUGUCUAUUCAGGUGCUAUGGAUGUCGUUCGGAGGACGAUUGCCCGUGAAGGUCUGGCUCGUGGUCUGUAUGCGGGUGUAUCUGCCCCCCUCGUGGGUGUGACUCCGAUGUUCGCCGUGAGCUUCUGGGGUUACGAUGUCGGCAAAAGUCUCGUUGAAAAGACCACAACCGUGCCGGUUGUCAACGGUACCCCCCAAUACUCCAUUGCUCAGAUCUCCGCGGCCGGCUUCUUCUCCGCCGUUCCCAUGACCUUGAUCACCGCACCCUUUGAGCGGGUCAAGGUUCUUCUCCAGAUUCAGGGCCAGAACCCGCCCCCGCCGGGCCAGAAGCCCAAGUACUCUGGUGGUCUCGAUGUGGUCCGUCAGUUGUACAAGGAGGGUGGUGUUCGCAGUGUCUUUCGGGGAAGUGCCAUGACGCUAGCUCGUGACGGUCCCGGAUCGGCUGCGUACUUUGCUGCGUAUGAGUACAUCAAGCGCUCCUUGACUCCCAAGGAUGCUGAAGGCAAUGUCACCGGUGAGCUCUCUCUCACGGCCGUGGUGGCUGCAGGUGGCGCCGCCGGUAUUGCCAUGUGGAUCCCCGUCUUCCCCGUCGAUACCAUCAAGUCCCGUCUGCAGAGUGCACCGGGUAAGCCCACCAUCGGGGGAAUUGUUCGCACGAUAUACGCCAACGGUGGUCUCAAGGCCUUCUUCCCUGGAUUCGGACCCGCCUUGGCCCGUGCCGUUCCUGCUAAUGCCGCAACCUUCCUGGGCGUUGAACUCGCACACAAGGCUAUGAAGUCGAUGUUUGACUGA
This is a messenger RNA of Penicillium diatomitis, 981 nucleotides long. RefSeq names its product carnitine:acyl carnitine antiporter. Lineage: Eukaryota; Fungi; Ascomycota; Eurotiomycetes; Eurotiales; Aspergillaceae. The coding region runs from base 1 to 981 and encodes 326 amino acids. The record is from RefSeq and is a predicted model, not a curated record. Gene Ontology annotation, molecular function: O-acyl-L-carnitine transmembrane transporter activity. Gene Ontology annotation, biological process: mitochondrial transport; carnitine transmembrane transport. The transcript has 5 exons. Gene Ontology annotation, cellular component: mitochondrial envelope.